Prorocentrum cordatum is the source of this 3039-nucleotide messenger RNA. Lineage: Eukaryota; Dinophyceae; Prorocentrales; Prorocentraceae. The record is from the annotation of a GenBank genome assembly.
AUGUCUAAUGCUGCGUACUUACAGCUAGCUGGGAUCUCGUCGUCUGUUUUUGCCUUACAAGAGGUGCAUCAGUCGUUGGACGAGCUUCGCUUCUUCUUGCGGCGGAUCGCUCCAGAGGUCAUUGUCUUCGGCCCGUUCGACACUGACGCCUGCGGCCAAGCGCGAGGUGGUGUGGCGACGGUGGUGCCGCUUUCUGCUAACUCGCUGGCGGCGUCUUCUUCUCGCUCGCUGGUUUCAGGUCGGGUGCUCAAGACGUGGCUGGUUGGAGCACAUGCUGAGAUUCGCCAUUACAACGUGCACAACCACGACCUUCAUCAGGGCGAUGUUCAGCGUAUAUCUGCUCUCAUUUCAACAGGCUUGGAGUGGGCACAAGCUGACCCUCAGUCAAGAUUGGUAGUAGUUUGUGGUGAUUUCAACUUUGCUGCAUCGGAGCCACUACACCUUUCUCAGCCGAGCCUGAAGCGAUCGACCCGUCCGACCAACAACAAUCGCACGCAUAUGAAGAGCUGGUUGGUGGCGCUGGGCAAGAUGAUUGAGAUUUCGGCGGAAGACCCUACGCACUAUUGCAAGGAAUCUCAUACUGUAGCUCAGCUUGAUCGUCUUUGGUUAUCCGAGCCUGGAUGGGUCGCCUGUCAACUUCGUCACUCUGCGGCUGUUGUUUCGUCCCCUGAGCGUCUCAGCGAACAGCGCAUUUCGGACCAUGCUGCCCUUCGGGUCCAUCUUCAGCAUCGCUCCCUUGACGAUAGCUAUCGGCGCCCUGUUCCGCGUUUUGUAUAUCUGUGCGAUGACUUUCGCGCCCGACUCGACAAGCUUCUGCGCCAAGGUGGGCGUUUCUUUACAGACAUGUCUCCACCUCGUCAGAUGGAGAGGUACAAGGUGCUUAUAGACGCAGCGGCAUAUGACACGCUCCAGCAAAUACUGGUUACUGACAUCGACAAACCUGAAGCCCAGCUGAUUUUCGCUCGGCAAGCUGCGCGCGCUAUUUGGCGGCAGGAUGCGCGGCUGGCUCAGAAGGUUGCCAACUCAUCCGAGGUCUUCGAUAGCUGCGUCAACAUCACCCCCGAGGGGCUGGUCGGGUGGAUACCAUUCAACAUCGAGCGGCUGAGCAACAACUCGCAGUUCUCCAAAAAGGUGCUCUACAUGGGAAAGCCACAUGGCCGUUUCUUGAAGAUCUUCGGAUUGGGUUGGAGCUCGAACAUCGUGGUCUCUUUCGUGCAUGCGCUGAUGAUAUCGGUGGAGUGUUAUUCGCAUUGGUGGACCUGCGGUUCUUGGCACGGGUCAUGGCGGUGGCUGAAAAAAAAUGCCAACCUGAAGCUCAAGCCACCGGAGUGCGUUAUCGCCCCGCUCGCGGGGGCGUUUGGCGGCGAACUGAGGGACGGAUUGCGAAUGGGGCUUGAACAACUGGUGCCGCGCUGGCUCGCCUUUCGCAUCGAGGCGAAGCUGCUCUACCUGGGCAUGUGGAGUGCGCGGUUGGCGGAAUUAGGCUCUUUGGUGCAAUCAUGGGCGCGCAAUUGGCUGUGCUCGUUCUUCUUCGUUGCCAAUGGCCUGACAGAUUUCGAAGACUGGAUGAAGUGGACAACGGACUUCCUGAGCAUCGUCUUUCGCUACAAGCGCUUCGUGGGAUUGUUCAGCGAGUGGAAAGCAGCUGCGGCAUUCGCUCGGGUCGCGUCGGCGCUCGGCCACUCGUUGGUGCUGCGGGAGGUGACCCUCUUCCUCAGUUCCGCCCUGGACACCCUCAGAUUGUGGCUCUUCGGGAAAGCGAGUACUAGCGGCAGCGACUUUCAGCAGUGGGUGGAAUGGUGCGUUCCUUACACCGCGAACACGUUGCGAUAUGGCGGUUUCGAAGAUAUUCUGCAAUACCCUGCCAACACGAUGUCGGACGGGGCGAAGCGCUGGGAGCUUGCCAUUGAUCUUUGCUUGCAUGGGUGGCACCAAGGCGCUAUACCGAGGGAGCGGUUCCGUCAACAACUCAGCGACCCGUGGCCGCCCAAUGAACGGCGCCGGCUUGCAGCGCUACGGCGCCAGGGGUUGGCGCACCUGCGGCAGUUGGAUUGGUGCCCUGAUGUCACGAGGAUGCCACCAGAAGAGCGCGAGAAUUUUCAGCUAGUUCGCCGCGCGUUCUUUCCUGGCCCUGCAAAGGGUGCGGCCCCUGAUUUGCUCCUGCUUCCACACCUUCAUGAGCAAGCCCUUCUGGAUGCCGCGUCAGCAGCUGCCUCUGCCCAUCUGCCUGACGAGGACAACGAAAGUAUUGAUGCGGACGGCUAUCCCAACCCAACCGACGAGGACAUCGAGAGUAUGGUCGAGGCUGCCAAUGCCACGGCGGCGCCUGCACCUGGGGGUUCUCCGCCGCACGAGUACGAGAAUGAGACAAUGGAUGCUGGAGAGUUCUCGCCCCACUUCGGCCCCAUCCUCACCGACGAAGAGUUUGAAGCGCAAGCUCUCGAUUGGAUGGCGAUGCUGAGGACGUUCCCGCUCCUCCUGUACUCGGUGCCGAGUUCACCGCCGACACUGAGGGGGUGGAGCCUUCGGCUGGUUCGGCGGCUGCGUCCUUGCCUGGUGGUGUACUUCCUGCGGGUCAAGGGCAACAUGGAUCGCUGCCUGUGCCUGCUCCAGUCCGCCCUGUACCUGUUUCUGCUGGUGAUCUACCACCUGCUGAAGAUCAUCUUGACGGCGAGACAGAAGUGCGAGGCCGAGGCUCUGGCGGCAUGGCAAAAGUUCUACGGCGCGCAGCAGCAGGAUGGUGCCUGCCCGCUCCCCGCCUCUGGCUUCGACCGCGAGCAGGGCCACGCGUGCCAUUUCAAAGACGCCAAGCUCCAAACUUUCAAGGUGCUCUUCGAGGGCAAGGUGCUGGGGAGCAUGCGGGGCACCAAAUGUUUGGAGUGCAACACGGGCAACAGCAAUAUGUAUAUGUACCACUGUCACGGCAGAGCCAACCGGCAGUGGUACAUCGACGGGGAACAGAUGAAGACGAAGUGGGACGACAAGUGCCUUGACUACAGCUUCGACGGCCGGUGCUUCGAGCAGGGCUCGAUUUUGUGA